This is a messenger RNA of Syzygium oleosum, 916 nucleotides long. RefSeq names its product probable CCR4-associated factor 1 homolog 11. NCBI's taxonomy places the organism in Eukaryota, Viridiplantae, Streptophyta, Magnoliopsida, Myrtales, Myrtaceae. The record is from RefSeq and is a predicted model, not a curated record. The transcript has a single exon. Bases 26 to 838 code for a protein of 270 amino acids. Gene Ontology annotation, cellular component: P-body; CCR4-NOT complex; CCR4-NOT core complex. Gene Ontology annotation, molecular function: nucleic acid binding; poly(A)-specific ribonuclease activity.
UCCGACUCCCCACUUCCCCCCAUCCAUGACGAUCGCCGGCGAGCGCGCCCCCUCCUCCGUCGCCGUCCGCCAGGUCUGGUCCUGGAACCUCGACGCCGAGUUCGCCCUCAUCCGCGACCUCAUCGACCGCUUCCCCUUCGCCUCCAUGGACACCGAGUUCCCCGGCCUCGUCUUCCGCCUCCCCCCAGCCCCCGACCGCCGCCCCUCCCCCUCCGACCACUACCGCCUCCUCAAGUCCAACGUCGACGCCCUCGCCCUCAUCCAGGUCGGCCUCACCCUCUCCGACUCCCUCGGCAACCUCCCGGGCUUCAUCUGGGAGUUCAACUUCCGCGACUUCGACCCCGCCCUCCACCCCCACGCCCCCGACUCCAUCGAGCUCCUCCGCCGCCAGGGCGUCGACUUCGACCGCAACCGCGCCGAGGGCUGCGACUCCGCCCGCUUCGCCGAGCUCCUCAUGUCCUCCGGCCUCGUCUGCAGCGACGACGCCGUCAGCUGGGUCACCUUCCACAGCGCCUACGACUUCGGCUACCUCGUCAAGGCCCUCACGCACCGCGACCUACCCGGCGACCUCGCGGACUUCCUCGCCGUCGUGCGGGUGUUCUUCGGGGACCGGGUCUACGACGUGAAGCACCUGAUGCGGUUCUGCCACAGCCUGCACGGCGGGCUGGACCGGGUCGCCGCCGCGCUCGACUUGGACCGGGCGGUCGGGAAGUGCCACCAGGCCGGCUCGGACAGCCUCCUCACGUGGCAAGCGUUUCGGAAGAUUAGGGACGUCUACUUCGCCAGCGACGGGCCGGAGAAGCACGCCGGCGUGUUGUAUGGCCUAGAGGUCUAUUAGGAUCCAAAUUCAAUUCAUUCUUUUGAAGUGUAUCAAAAUUUGUUGGCACGUUUUGUGAAUAUCGUUGGGUUAGCUUUA